Messenger RNA from Archocentrus centrarchus (flier cichlid), 1256 nucleotides. RefSeq names its product C-type lectin domain family 12 member B-like. Gene Ontology annotation, biological process: regulation of natural killer cell mediated cytotoxicity. Gene Ontology annotation, molecular function: signaling receptor activity. Gene Ontology annotation, cellular component: plasma membrane; cell surface. The coding region runs from base 66 to 1151 and encodes 361 amino acids. Lineage: Eukaryota; Metazoa; Chordata; Actinopteri; Cichliformes; Cichlidae. The transcript is spliced from 7 exons. The record is from RefSeq and is a predicted model, not a curated record.
UAAUAUUAUAUUUCUCUUACACAAGAACACAAUGUCUACAGUUUGGAGUUCAUAUCUAGUUGGGAAUGGAUGCGAGUGACUUUCUCAACCAUAAGCAGAAGUUGGUAAUGGAAACAAAUAUGACACAACGGAGAAAAAAAAACUUCUCUUAUUUUGAUGCUCUGUGGCUUUUAAACAGUAUUUCUCUGUCUGGAAGUCACAAAAAGGUGAACAGAAAGACCGUAAGGAUGACAGCGGAGGAGGUCAAGUAUGCCUCGGUCAUAUUCAAAACCAACAAACAAUCCCGAUCAGAAGUUAAAAUGGAGGAGGAAAUUGUGUAUGAUGAAGUAAAGGUGGAAGGAAAAGCAACGGAACAAACUCCUGACACAAAUGGAUUCUUGCAAAACAAGAAAGCCAGCAGAUGUCACCACUGUCAGCAGCUGGCUUGUUGUUUGGGAACACUUUGUGUCAUUCUGGUGUUGGGCUUCAUAGCAGCCAGUGUUUACUAUCUCUACAACAAACUCAGCUCAAACGCUGAAGACUUGAGGAGGACCCAAACCAACCUGACACAAGCCUUCACUGUUUUAGAAAAACAGGUGACAAAAAUGAUUGAAAUAAACCUGAACCUUACACAGGAAAAUGAGAAACUGGAGGCAGAGAAGAAAAACAUAACAGAAAAAACACACCACAUGAAGACAUCCUGGAAGGAGCCCAGUGUUAAUCAGUCUCAGUGGAGCAUUGAUGUCUACUGUCCCAAACAAAAUAACAGCAGACAGUGUAAACCUUGUCAGAAGGGCUGGUUGGACUUCCAGUCCAGCUGCUAUGCAAUUUAUAAUGUUGAAACUUCUAAGCAGAAAACCUGGGAAGAAGCCCGAGAAGAGUGCAGAGGAAAGAUUUCAGAUUUGGUUGUUGUAAUUGAUGCAGCAGAAAAGAACAUUGUCAGUGACAACAGUCAGAACAGUACAUUAAGCAAAGGAUACUGGAUUGGUCUGAGAGCUGAAGGUGGGAAAUGGAAGUGGGUGAAUGGAUGUGAUCUGACUAAUAACUCCUGGAUCCAACAGCCUCCUUCUGAUGGUCUCUGUGCAAUUUCUGUCCAAAACCAAGGAUUUGAAUCAGUGAGCUGUGGUGAGAAGAACCGAUGGAUCUGCAAAAAGAAAGCUUUAUCUGUUUGAAUACUGCAGUAAAACUUCAGAAGUCUACUGAAUAGUCUGGAAAUAUAAUAUUAAUGAUAUUGGAUGGCUGCUCCUCCCUGAGUGUGGUUCUGCCCGAGGUUUCUU